Messenger RNA from Zophobas morio, 1775 nucleotides. RefSeq names its product tRNA pseudouridine(38/39) synthase-like. Gene Ontology annotation, cellular component: nucleus; cytoplasm. Gene Ontology annotation, biological process: tRNA pseudouridine synthesis; mRNA pseudouridine synthesis. The coding region runs from base 1 to 1686 and encodes 561 amino acids. The transcript has 14 exons. Gene Ontology annotation, molecular function: pseudouridine synthase activity; RNA binding. Lineage: Eukaryota; Metazoa; Arthropoda; Insecta; Coleoptera; Tenebrionidae. The record is from RefSeq and is a predicted model, not a curated record.
AUGACACAAUUCGAGGUUCAGAGAGUGGCUACCAAACUUAUGGCAGCGAUAUUUUUAGUUUGCGCAGGAAUACCUCUGGUGGACACCUCCCUAAAAGAUGCAGGAGGAAAACUUAUUAAAGAAAAACUUUUAUUACCAGACAACGCGCCGGUUCACACAGCUCAAGUUCAGAGCUGUUCGUACUUAGUGAUGGAGUAUGGUAAUCUUUCUGAGUUGUCUAGGGAGCAGCUAACUGAUAUUAUAUUAAAACUUAAGCAACAGCUUGACGACUAUAAUAGUGCUUUUAAUAUUAUAGAAAAUCAAAAACAUAGAGGUGAUAGAGAAGAACCCGACACAAACAUUAGAUGUAACCAGCGCCUUAUCAACUCUAUAAGAAUAAAUAAUAAAGUCAAAAAACUUAGAAAAAAGGCAUUUGACUUCUCCUUGUACAAUAAAAGAAAAGUAGUGUUUAAAAUAUUAUACUUUGGUUGGUCCUAUAGUGGACUAGCCUCGCAGGCCACUGUUGAGUCUACGAUAGAGAAUAAACUUUUCGAAGCCUUAAAGAAAGUAUGCCUCGUCGAAAGUAGGGAGACCUGUCAAUACAGUCGUUGUGGCAGGACAGAUAAAGGUGUAAGCGCUUUUUCACAGAUUGUUAGUUUGGUAGUGCGUUCCAAUCUUGCUAAUUGCAGGGGAAUUAUCAAAACGGAAAAUAGAAAUGUGCGCACAGGAGAAAGCGAGUUAGAUUAUUUACAACUUAUGAACCGAGUUUUACCAAAAGAUAUUAGGGUCCUCGCUUGGGCCCCUGUUGAUCUUACUUUUGAUGCAAGAUUUAAUUGUCAGUCACGUGUUUACAAGUAUUAUUUUUUCCUCGGCUCACUGGAUGUUGAGAAGAUGAAGUUAGCAGCACAAAAGUUUCGCGGUAUUCACGACUUUCGCAACUUUUGCAAGAUGGAUUUAGCCAACGGCGUCUUUAAUUUUGAACGUGAAAUUUACAAGUUCGACAUCUCCCUCUGCACUGAUGUUCAAACUUUUUUAAGAGAUUUUUGUGGGCAAUCCGAGAUAAGAAAUAUACUUGAUGCAGUUUAUGAAUUUAUCAUCCACGGCUCCUCCUUUCUCUGGCAUCAGGUUCGGUGCAUGGUGGCCGUCUUGUUUCUAAUCGGCAGCGGACUUGAGGAGCCCAGUGUAAUAGACGAGUUGCUGAAUGUCCAAAAAAAUCCGAGAAAACCCAUGUACAAGAUGGCGCCUGAGAUGCCUCUCACUCUCUACGAUUGUGUUUAUGAGGAACUGCAAUGGCAAAGCGAAGAAAUGGAAACCUUGAGAACUCUUGAGUCCCUAAACGAUCUUUGGGAAGAGCAUGCCGUAAAGGCGCUUCACAUACGCAACGCAAUGGCCUCCUUUAGCCAAAAGGCUUGUUCAAGGACUACAGAUACCGCAAAAGUUUAUGUACCUACGUCGAGGAGUAAAAAAUACCAUAAGUUGUUAUUACGCCCUAAAAAUGGUACUUUACAAGAAAGAUUGUCAGAACUAUCCAGUAAUAGACUUAGAAGAUUAGAAAAAAAUGUAGUAAAACGCCCAGGAGUGUACAGAGAAAGUGGAGUUCUACCCUUUAAUAAAAACACAUCGAAACUUCCUCUGGCUUCUAUUCGCACUGUCCUCCUUGAAUCAUGCAAAUUGAUAUUUUGUGUGUCAGUCCAACUCACUUGUUGAUUGCCAAUACUCUCAAUACUAUUAUGUAUAAUAUUAUGGCGAACUACCUCGCUUAUAUACCGCUUGUUUACUUUUAGUCGUCUUCUUAA